ACUCACCCCAAUACAAAAACAACUAAGUUAGCUAUAGCCAAUAGGUGCAACAAUGAUGAUAGAUUCAAACCCUCCACUCUUGCACCAUUAUCAAGCACUUCUAAGGAAAUCUGCCAAACUCCAACAUGCUAAUAAUAACAAGAACAAUAAUAGAACUUUUGAAAUUCACAAUGAUCCUAUAGUGGAUGAAUGUGAGCUUCCACUGAUAGACCUUAGUGGUCUUGAAAGUUGUAAUGCCACAGAAAGAGUGGCUUGCACUGCAGCAAUAUGCAAGGCAGCAUCAGAAUGGGGAUUCUUCCAAGUAGUAAACCAUGGAAUAAGCACUGAGCUACUGAGGAACAUGAAGGAAGAGCAAAUGAAGUUGUUUAAGGUACCCUUUGACAGGAAGGUCACUUGUGAGAUUCUGAACAAUCCUUACAGAUGGGGAACACCAACAGCUACUCGCUCAAACCAGUUUUCUUGGUCAGAAGCCUUUCACAUUCCUCUCACCAAGAUUUCUAAUGCAGCUUCCUGGGGUGAAUUCACUUCUUUAAGGGAAGCAAUCAAUGAAUUUGCACCAGCUAUGUUAAAAGUUUCUAGAUUAUUAGCAAGCAUUCUAGCAGAAAACUUGGGCUACCCAAAUGAUGCAAUUGAAAAACUCUGUGAUGCAAGCACAUGCUUUCUGAGAUUAAAUCACUAUCCAUCAUGCCCAAAAUCCCAAGAUGAAAUUUUUGGAUUAGUACCUCAUACUGACAGUGAUUUCCUUACAAUCCUUUAUCAAGAUCAAGUUGGUGGCCUCCAACUCAUGAAAGAUUCCAAAUGGGUUGCUGUAAAACCAAAUCCAGAUGCUCUAAUUGUUAACAUCGGUGACCUUUUUCAGGCAUGGAGCAAUGACGUGUACAAAAGUGUGGAGCACAAGGUAGUGGCAAAUGACAAAAUGGAUAGAUAUUCCAUAGCAUACUUCCUAUGCCCUUCUUACAGUACGAUAAUAAAUGGCUACAGGAAACCUUCUUUAUACAGGAAAUUCACAUUUGGAGAAUACAGACACCGAAUUCAGGAAGAUGUCAAGAACAUAGGACACAAAAUUGGACUAUCAAGAUUUCUUCUUUAA
This is a messenger RNA of Arachis stenosperma, 1090 nucleotides long. Its product is annotated as gibberellin 2-beta-dioxygenase 6-like. The coding region runs from base 53 to 1090 and encodes 345 amino acids. The transcript is spliced from 3 exons. Gene Ontology annotation, molecular function: dioxygenase activity. The record is from RefSeq and is a predicted model, not a curated record. NCBI's taxonomy places the organism in Eukaryota, Viridiplantae, Streptophyta, Magnoliopsida, Fabales, Fabaceae.